Molecule: messenger RNA, 1590 nt
Organism: Pestalotiopsis fici W106-1
Lineage: Eukaryota; Fungi; Ascomycota; Sordariomycetes; Amphisphaeriales; Sporocadaceae
Exons: 5
Coding region: 1-1590 (529 amino acids)
Biological process (GO): transmembrane transport; carbohydrate transport
Cellular component (GO): membrane
Molecular function (GO): carbohydrate:proton symporter activity
Source: RefSeq, a predicted model, not a curated record
AUGAAUACCACUGAAGACUCGGUCAAGGGUGCUGUCCAGCAUACCGACGCGUCUUCCAGAGUGUUAGAGGCAACAUCAGCCGCCGCCGAGUUUGAAGCCGAACAACAUUCACUUACCCGGUGGGAAGCCAUUAAGAAGAACGUGAAACCGUUGGGAUGGUGCAUGUACAUGUUCUUCAUAUGUAUUAUGUGGGGAUUUGAUGGACUUGCUGGGGGUGUCGUAACCUCUAUUGCAGAGUUUAGAAAAGACUUUGGUUAUCCAUAUGCGGGAGAUUAUGUUGUAGAUGCAAAUUGGCAGCUUGGGUGGCUUGCCGCUACUUUAUUCGGUCUUGUGUUUGGUGGUCUGGUUGCCGGGCUCGCUGUCAAUAGAUGGGGACGCCAGCCCGUCAUUGGCGCAGGCUAUCUGGUCAGUAUUGCCGGAGUAUUCGUGCAGGUCUUUGCCUCGACGCCUGCCGAGUUCUUCGGAGGUAAAGUUCUCACCGGUGUGCCGCUUGGCUGUUUCACGACAGUUGCUCCAACGUACGCAUCCGAGAUGGCUCCGUUGCCAAUCAGAGGUGCCAUCACUGCAGGUAUGAAUUUCGCUAUCGUUCUCGGGCAGUUGAUUGGUUACGGCGUUAUGCGACAGGCCAGUUUUUAUACUGGUGCCCUAACUUAUAAGAUUCUUUUCUCAACCCAAUGGGGCUUCGCCGUCGUUGGUCUUGUCAUCCUGCCUUUCUUUCCCGAAUCGCCAUACUGGCUUAUCGCGCAUGGAAGACAUGAAAAGGCAAGGGCAAAUCUCGUCAAGCUUCACAACGCGGAGUAUAACAUUGACGGCCACAUGGCGGAGAUUCAUGAUUCACUGGCAAGACUCAACCAGGAGAACGAAAGCCAGGGAAGCAUGGCAGAAUGCUUUGACAAGAAAAACUGGAAACGAACCUUGGUGGCCACCAGCACGUUCUUUAUCCAAAAUGCGUGCGGCAAUUCAUGGGUGAUUGGAUAUAUGAGUUACUUUAUGCAGCUUGGAGGAAUGAGCGCAGCCAAAUCCUUUGAUACCACUGUCGGUCUCUCUGGGCUCAUGGUUGUUGGUAACAUGUGCGGUUGGAUCUUCGUAGAAACGUUUGGCCGACGUGCCACUGCCUUGUGGGGGACCAUAAGCCUGAGCGUUGUUCUGUUCCUGAUCGGUAUCCUGGCAUCGAUAUCGGUAGGCGGUGCCAUUUGGGGACAGGUAGCGUGUAUGGCCCUCUGGUCCUUUGUGUAUCAAGGCACAAUCGGUUCCGUGGCCUGGCCAAUUACUGCCGAGAACGCGACCUCCCGUCUUCGAGGUCCAACGCAGUCACUGGCCACGAUGAUGAACGGCUUGUCCUCGUGCAUCUGGAGCUUUGCCUUGCCGUACGCCAUCAACCCGGAUCAGGGCAAUAUGGGUGGCAAAAUUGCGUUCGUCUUUGGCGCUAUUUUGGUCUUGGCCUCUGUGUUCAUCUAUUACAUGUACCCAGAGACCAAGAACCGUACAUAUAUCGAGAUUGACGAGCUUUGGAACAGAAGCAUUCCUCCACGCCAUUUUGCCAGAACAGAGCUGAUAACGAUCUCGACUGAGGAAACCAAAGGCUUGUAA